Molecule: messenger RNA, 3384 nt
Organism: Sander lucioperca (pikeperch)
Lineage: Eukaryota; Metazoa; Chordata; Actinopteri; Perciformes; Percidae
Product: leucine-rich repeat-containing protein 14
Exons: 3
Coding region: 698-2395 (565 amino acids)
Cellular component (GO): cytoplasm
Source: RefSeq, a predicted model, not a curated record
AAUGAAGGUUAAGGGCUGAGGGCUAAACUUGCCAGCUAUGGCAGCUGCCUCAACAUGUCUAAUAGCAAAGUUGAACCUCAUGUUUUCAUCAGUCACAAGCAUUAUCUUCUUAUAUAGUCUAUGUCUCGUUUGGAGGGAUAUAAACCCCUAAAUGUACAGAGUACAUUCAUUUAACAGCACUGGGUGGUGGUAAAACCUCUAAAUAACGCUUUUAUGGAAAAUAACUGUACACAAUCAAGAAUAAACGAGUCCAAAAAACAAGUGCACAUAUUAAAUUGUGUUCAUCUAUCCAAUCUAUGCUUAAAUGUCUACAGUCAUGACGUCUCGCCUUUACGUGCUGCGUCACUGGCAUGCGUCAGUCUAAAAUGUAAACACUCCUCGCGAUCCAGCAGCAGCUUCCUCAGUGAUAGUUUGUCGAGUUAGCUAACGUGAUGUUUCCGCGUUUAAUAUUUUACCAGCGAAAGGUCACCAGCUUAGUUUAUUACUGUAAAUAAUCCAAGUAGAUCAGAUGAUGUUCUAAAUUCUUUUUUGGGGCUUUACAAGACCGCAUCAAAUUACUGUCGUUAAGUUAAUAUUAGCUAGUUUCAGCUAGCUAGCCCCGGACGUGCAAAGCCUGCUUCCUUGCAAAGGAAUUACACUCAGCAUUAUUUCGGCUGCUAUAUUUUUAUGCUAAAAGCUCACCCUUCUUUGUGCUGUUAUGGUGCUUUCAUUGGUAAGCCUUUGUGCCAAGGAGGUGGUGAGUGACCACAGUUCGUCGCCCUGCUGGCUGAGGUGGGUGCCCAGGGAGCUGUACAGACCGCUGCUGGAGGCCUCUUUCGCCAGCUGCAGACCGCUGGCUGUUGGUGAACUGGUGCAGAGGUGGCCUGAACGCACACUGCGUGUCGGCAGACGCAGGAAACAAGGGCAAACCGGGCCAAAUCGACUCUGCAUCCAAGCUCUGUUACUUGCAGUCGUCAGAGGACUGUCGGACAAAAGGUGUGCCCUGCAUGUACUGGACCUCUGUGGACUGCAAGGAGAUGAAGGAGGGAUGGGAGACCCCAUGGGAGGAUGGUCUCUGACUGUAGCUCUCUGCACCAUGGUUGUUCAGGCCAGAGCUGGAGCACAGAGGGCACAGCGGGAGAGGAAAAGGUUCUCAGCUCUGGAGAGAGAAACGGAUGUGAAAAGAGAGAGGGGACAGCGGAAGAGAGGGAAGGAAACAAAUGGCGAUGAUGAGACAAGCACAGAUAAUACGGAGCUGGGGGGAAAUGACAGAGAGAGGAUGGGAUCAUGUGGGGUUCUGGGCGAAGAGGAGCUGAUUAAAGGUGUCAGGAGGAGGAUGGAGAUAGAGAGGAAAAGAGAGAUUGCCAUGACAGGUUUAGGUGGCAGUAGUAUAAAUGAGACUGAAGAAAAAGAUGUAAACAGUGAUGUGUUGGUGCAUGUAAGAGCUGAUCUUUUUGUAAAUGCUCGCUCUUGGGAGCGUGUUCGCGGGGCUCUGAGUUCAGUGGGACCCCUCAAGCUUCAGUGCAGAUACCUACGUGUGGAAGAGAUUUCAGUAUCUAGUAUCAGGACUCUGCUAGGCAUGCUGCCUCGCCAGGGUCUUCUGGGCAUUGAUGUUCGCUACAGCAGCCUCGGGGUGGCUGGCUUGGCUGAGCUGCUGCCUCUGCUCUCCACCUUCCCUGCACUGAACUCUCUUCGCUUGCACUACUGUAACUUGGAUUUUCGCGGCGACCAGCCUGGCCAGGAAGAGGCCCUGAGAGACUUGUCUCAGGGUCUGACACAGCUGCAGGAACUGCGACGCCUCAGCCUCACAGCGCUGCGCCUGCCUGGACAACUCCGUGUGCUACUUAGCUCACUGCCUCAGCCUCUAGAGAUACUGGAGCUACCAUAUUUGAGCCUGAGCCCUGCUGACCUCGCCUAUCUGUCCUGCAGCCAUCAUGCCUCCACACUGCAGCAGCUGGAUCUAAGCGAGAACCAUCUAGAUGAGAACACCCUGACCUCUAUUCGCCGCCUCCUCUCCCAGGCUUCCAGUAGCCUGCAGCACCUCUCUUUAAGUGGCUGCGGCUUUACUGAUGGCCUGCUGGGACUCUUGCUGCCCACACUGGGAGGCUGCAGGGCCCUCAAGAGCUUGGCUUUGGCCCUGAACCCACUCUCCAUAGCAGGCCUCGUGGACCUGGUUAGGAUGGCUGUGAGAAUGCCCUCUCUCCGUCAGUUACUGUACCCCAACCCCCUGGAGGACUACCAGCCGGGCCUUCCUGACCUGCCCACCAGUGCUCAGCUCUUAGACUGGCCGCUGGAUGAAGUCACAGACAUCAACAUUACCAGCAGCCAGCUCAACAGGGUGCUGAUAGAGAGCGGGCGCACGGACCUCUUUCUGACAUGCGACCUGCUCAAUUAUGACAAAGACUUGGUGGACUAGAGCAGAGGUGAAGGGGAAGGAAAGAUGCUUUUUUUUUUUUGUUCGCUUGCCAACACAUACCAGAGCAAUGUACAUAUACCUGACAAUGAAAUUGUCACCCUAAUAAUGAUGUAGUAUUCAAUUAUCUGUUGUUUUUAACUUUACUUAAUCACCAUCAGUCUCAUGUAUGUUUCUCUUAAGGGUAGACAGAGUUAAGGGUGAUGGAGGGGAAAGUCAUUGUGUCACUGUGUUUUUUUUUUUUUAUUGUUGGGAGAUAAGGUUUCCUCCUCUGAAGGAACAUUCACACGUUUUUAAUAUUUGUUUGCCAGACAAAAGGACACAUGGAGGUGAUUACAUACAGUAACCUCUACUCCUUCGGGAGGCCAGUGAUAAGCCAUGCUUCAAUAUAAUGGUGCUAUACUACUUUAAUAAGUUCACUUGUUGAAUGUAUAAAUGAAAUUGUUGCAUAUGCUGGUUUUGUACCAAAAAAUACUUUGUGCUUUAUAAUCAGAUUAACAAGACAGUUGGACUACAACUAUUAUCAUCCUUCUGUUUGAAGCAGUACUUUUUUUAAACAAGGCACUCAUUCAUAUUCAGUAUCUGAUCACUUAUUACAUGUGCAUACUACGCGUCAACAACCAAAACUACAAGUUUGACAGUGGUUUCCUUUUACAGUGUGUGUUUGCUAAGUAUUUGCAUAAUUGUUCCUUAAACAGGAAAUGAAUGUAACUGCAAAAUAUUUUAUUUUAAAUACAUACCAAUUAUUUGAGUAAUGUACUUUGUCUUUGUGCUUUUCUAAUUGACAUAUUUGUCAUACUGUAUUUCUUGAAUAUCUGUUUUAAAAUGUCAAGGAUUGUGCUUUAAUGUUUUCGUCCAACUUAUAUAUAUAUCAAGUCAAAGGUAAAAAAAUCAUUACAGGAAAUGCGUGUACCAAAUCACCCUCGUACCACAUGAAUGCAUUUACAUACUGUCAGUCACAAAAUAAAUCAGUCAAAAAUCUUUGAAGAAAA